Molecule: messenger RNA, 786 nt
Organism: Prunus persica (peach)
Lineage: Eukaryota; Viridiplantae; Streptophyta; Magnoliopsida; Rosales; Rosaceae
Exons: 3
Coding region: 1-786 (261 amino acids)
Source: RefSeq, a predicted model, not a curated record
AUGGAAGAAUUGCAAGACAUGCUCAAGAAGUUCAUGGGGCAACAGAUGCAAACCAAUCAGAAUCUUCAAAACGCAGUGAACAAACUAGAAGUGCAAGUUGGGCAGAUUGCAUCUUCCAUGAGCAAUAGAGCAUCCGGAACUUUCCCAAGCCAAACGGAGGUGAAUCCAAGGCAUCAAGAGCAUGCUAAAGCAGUACACAUCUUGAGAAGUGGUAAACAAGUUGAUAAUAAGGUUGGAGAUGCCAAUGAAGAGCAAGCAGAUGGAGAAAAUAUAGAGAUCAUUCAGCCACCACAUGGGCGGCCCACAGCUUCGAGCAAACAGUCCCUCAAUCCUUCUAGAAAGAUCACAAGCCCUAAUAUAUCAUCUAAUGCUAAUCAAGUUCCAAUUUCAACUAAUGAUUUUAGGCCUAUUGCACCUUUUCCUAACAGGUUAUCAAAGUCAAAGAAAGAUCAAGGCUUGGAUGAGAUAAUGGAAACAUUCAAGAAGGAUCUAUGCACUAACAAAAGGAGAUUCAAAGAGCAUGAACAAGUUGCAUUGAGUGAAGAGGUAAGUGCAGUGUUACAAAGAAAGCUACCUCCAAAGCUAAAGGAUCUAGAUAGAACUAUUAGGUACCCUAAAGGCAUUCUAGAAGAUGUUUCGAUGAAAGUGGAAGAGCUAAUUUUGCCAGCAGAUUUCUUGGUGUUGGAAGUGGAAGAAGCACCAAUUCAUGACAAUCAGUUACCACUCAUUCUAGGUUGGCCAUUCAUGGCAACUGCUGGUGCUAUUAUUGAUGUGAAGAAGGGUUGA